Dreissena polymorpha is the source of this 1185-nucleotide messenger RNA. Its product is annotated as gamma-aminobutyric acid type B receptor subunit 2-like. The record is from RefSeq and is a predicted model, not a curated record. Gene Ontology annotation, cellular component: G protein-coupled receptor heterodimeric complex; membrane. Lineage: Eukaryota; Metazoa; Mollusca; Bivalvia; Myida; Dreissenidae. Bases 148 to 1185 code for a protein of 345 amino acids. The transcript is spliced from 6 exons. Gene Ontology annotation, molecular function: G protein-coupled GABA receptor activity. Gene Ontology annotation, biological process: gamma-aminobutyric acid signaling pathway; G protein-coupled receptor signaling pathway.
AUAUGCCUGCGUUGGUAAAAAUGUUUGGUAACAGGUUCCGUUUAUGUAUGUUUUCAUUUUUUUCCAGACAAGUGAAACUUAUAAAUUCUUAUAAAAUGCAUAUUUUUGAUCAUGGGAAUGCCUUGAAUAUGAAAAUAAAUUAAUUUAAUGCGACUCCUUAUAUUUUGCAGGAUAGUGAAAAUGUCAUCACCAAAUAUAAACAACAUAAUACUUGCUGGCUGUUCAGUAAUUUAUAUAUCUAUAAUCAUACAGACAGCGGCGACAACAUCCAAAGCAACGUGUGCGGUACAAUUGUUUUGCUUCUGGAUAGGAUUUGCUACUACAUUUGGAUCAAUGCUGUCCAAGACAUGGAGAGUCUACAGAAUUUUCACAAAUAAAAAAAUGAAACUGAACAUGUCCAUUAGGGACCCACAUCUCCUGAUCAUCAUUGGUAUAAUGGUUACAAUGGAAACGAUCGUGUUAGUCGUCUGGGAGAUUUAUGCACCGCAUGAAGUGAAAAAUCAGCAAAUGGAGAUAUACAUUAGAACCGCAGAUAGUGGAGAGAAGAUAAACAUAAUUGUGUUUUACGCUGUUUGUGAGUCGGAGCAGGCCUACUAUUUCAACUGGACUCUUAGGAUAAUGAACGGUGCUCUUUUAGCCUUCGGAGCAUUCUUGUCAUGGGAAACCAGACAAGUACACAUAGACGCCCUAAACGACUCCAAGACGAUCGGUUUAUGCGUGUACAACGUUGUCAUUCUGAGUGCUGUGGAGCUGUUGCUGUCGCUGUUGCUCAAGGACAAACCGAUCGAGCUGCACGGAGUUUCUUCCGUGUGCCCUUUUGCAGAAACUUUCGUUUCGAAGAUGUUGAUUUUUCUCAAAAAGGAUACCUUCCAUCUUAGGAGGCAUAGGGCCUCACAACACGAAGGGCUCAAAUGCCAUGUGUGUAUACAGUGCGGAAAGAGCUUCGCGGACAAAUACCUACUCGCGGCUCACGAGAAAAGCGAAAUAAAGCAGGGAUUUGUUAAGUGUGACCAGCUCGGCUUGGAAGUGAGGAGUUCGAGUGACCUAAGAGAGCACGCCAAGACCCACAUGCCGGACAAGUGCUACAGGUUUGAUGAGUGUUUUAAAACUUACAAACACAAAACAAACCUUUCUCGACACGUGAGGACAUCACAUACACCAGUGAAUGGUGAUACAAAAUCAUAA